CGUACGCGUGCUGCGCUGCGAAGUAACUAGCGCUAGCGAGCCACUUGGUCACCGCCAACCUUUUGCAAUGGACGUGUUGCAAGUAGAACUGUCAAUCUUUCGUCUCAUCUUCUUUCCUCUUUUGACACUCUGUGGACCAGUUGGUAAUACAGUUCCACUCUAUGCGACCAAAACUGGCUACGAUCUGUCUUUGGAAACCACUGAUUCCAUAAGAAACAGUCAAUUGCAUUGGUUGCAAUUGGCUGAAUCGACCGGAGCCAGCGUACCAGAAGGCCUGGAUAACUGCACACCAUACGGUGUGUAUACCGUCUACCGACACGGCACUCGCUACCCGAGCGAUGGGGACCUCGAAGAUGUGCAUAACAUCAUCGAGCGGCUUCGAAGCACGGACGUCAAUCCCGAAUUUCAGUACCUCCGGAAUGUGACUGAGGUCCCAAUAUCCAAUGCAUCUAUGCUAGCCGAUUCAGGGUGGAGUGAGAUGAGAGAACUGGCGGGCAGACUGAAGAAUCGCUUCCCUGAGCUGUUCCCGGACUCCGAUGUCGACCUGGGCCGCUACUCGUUCCAGAGCACGGGGAAGACACGCACCAUCGAUAGCGCUCGGGGUUACAUCGAAGGCGUGGUUGGAGAUGACCAAACUUGCCAGACCAACUACUCCGAGAGGGCCUUCACCGUCCGGUGUACCGAAAAUGCUGGAAGUCCAACCCCAACUUCGACAACCGUGCCGCAUAAUCCUAUCGAUAAUGACCCACUGUUGAGGUUUUACGAUAUCUGGGAGGAGUGCACGGAGGCUGUGAAUGGUGGGCGGACAAAACGAGAGCAAAACGAGUUCAGAGACGGGCCAGAGAUCGGGGAAGUUUGGCUGAGAGUUGCUCAGGAGCUAGCAGGCCCCGGAGAAGGUACUUGGGACAUUUCCAGAGAGGAAGUGAUCUUGCUCUCUGAAAUGUGUGGUUAUGACCGUGCCCUAUACAAUGACACUGAAACCUGGUGUAAACUGUUUGAAUUGGAAGACCUCUACGCCCCAGAAUACCACUCCGAGUUGAAGAAUUACUGGAACAAAGCUUAUGGGUUUAGCAUCAACUACAGAAUCAGUUGUACACUUGCUCAAGAUGCACUCAACUACCUGCAAGACAGGGUUAAUAGCCCUUUGCAAUCUCCUCUUGGCAACUUCAAAUUUGCACAUUCCGAAACAAUUGUGCCCCUCGUGGCACUCCUGGGCCUCUUUGACGACCCUCUACCACUCGUCGCUUCCAACUUUCGAGAGAACAUCAAUCGGACCUUUCGUGCUGCGCACAUGUCGCCGUUUGCAGGCAAUGUGGCAUUUGCUUUGUACGGCUGCACCUCUGACUCUGCGGUGACAUUCCGGGUACAAACCCUCCUCAACGAGAGUCCUGUACAGCUGGAUUUCUGCAAUGGUCAAUUCUGCUCCUUGGAGGAAUUCCGGACAGGGCUUGAAAGGGCAAUCGGCACAUGCAACUUUACCGAGGAAUGCGCUGAGGUUCUAUUGGAAGUCACGACGCAACAACCGGACAGUGGGGCUGACAUAACUUACUCUGUCUGUUUAAAUUUCCUUCUGGCUUAUGUUGCUUUGAUAGCUCUGUCUUUCACCAGGUUUGAUUAAGUCAACAAAACACUGGAUUGUUUAAAAUAACUCGCAAUAAAAUGAUGACAACAUUGACUUGCUGGACAGAGCUCAAAUAUGAAACUUACUAAUGUAUUAAACCACCAAAAAAGAAAAACAUACGUGUAUGUUGUAAAUAAAACUCAUAUUUUGGUUAAACUUAUAAUAGUUUGCAUAGGUGCUAUAAACCAAAAGCUUGCAUGAAAAUCAUAUUUUCCAUUACCUUUUAAUACAUAUAUGUAUAUUCUCCAAAAUAUUUUAGCUUGAUAUAUUAUAGUCGCUUAUUAUUUUGGGACAUUUGAGAAAUGUGUGUCAUUUAGUGGAGUUCAAAAUUUUUGUAAUAGUCUAUAAUUAUGUGCGAGUUGUAUUUUUAAAAAAAGCCCUGCUUACUAUUUUUAUCAAAUUUUUGCUUCCAUUUUAGUGUGUGUUAUUUCAGCCAAAGAAUGGAAAUUUGAGGUUUUUUAUUUUGAAAGGGUAAUUUUUCCGUAAAGUAGUCAAGUCAUAUGUAUGCCACGAAAUGGCCUCGUCAUGCAAGCAAGGUUAAGCGUUUAGUUAUUAAUUGUCAUAUAUUCCUAUGCCAGUAACUUUCUCAAAGUUGAUGACACGUAGUCUAAUUUAGAAACGUCAGUAGUGCCGAUAUUUACAGUGUUCCAGUCGAGUACCGUAUGGAUGUGUGAAUUGUAUUUUAUGACACCACGACCUUGCUUAUUGCUUUUUUGCUUUGUAUUGAAAUUUUUGCUUCCAUUCUAAAUGUGUCAUAUUUCAGCUAGAGAAAAAAAAAUUAAUUUGUUUAUUUUGAAAAAGGUAAUUUUAUCCUAAAGUAGUUAAGUGAUAUGUAUGCCACAAGACGGCCUUGUCACGCAAACAUGUCAAGUGUAUGUUUUCUUGAAUUGUCAAACUUUCAUUGCCAGCAACUUUGGGUGAAUGUAAUUGCAUGUGCUGCUAAUUAAGAAACACAGCAGUGUUGAUUUUUAGUGAUGUAGGCAAGUACAGUACCUUUCUGCCAAGUGUUAAGUACCAAGUUUACUUUCAAAUAGUGAACUGGUUUAGAGGGAACAAAGCCGAAAUCCUUGGAUGGUAGCUGCAUAAAUGCAAGAUGAUAAAAAAGAUAAAUUUAAAUCAUCACUGUGGAAAAGGAAUUCAUUUUUUUAAAAACAGUAUUCAAAAAGUAUCCAGCCGACUACUUUUCAAGUACUUUCGUCCUUAAAAUUUUUGUGCCAAAAACUGAAGUCUUACAUUUAUUUUGUUAACUUAGCUUGAUGUAUUUACAAUCCAGUAUCCAUUGUUCUGUAACUUUUCCUUCUUACCAAUUCAAUCUUUGGAAUGAAUUUGGCACUUGAAGAUACUAGGCUAUAGCAGGAUAUUUUUAUAUGUGUGUACCUACAUUCAGUACUACCCUUGUAGACAAAUAUUGCACACAGACUACAUGUACACUGUAUGUUGAUGCUGGUACUUGCAACUUUGGCUUUCUAUUUCCGAGUGCCGUACAUAUACCGUAAUUUAGCCUUGGCAGGAAUUUUUUUUCUAUCACAUCAACCCCAGGAUGUUCAGGAGAAUUUUGCUGGAUUGAGAAGAGAAGAGCGUAGUGGAGCCUGGCCAUUAUUACCCUAGAUAUCCUCUAAAGAUAAAGAAAGUGCCAUUAGUUCCUUUCACAACGGACAUGACGGAGGACUUUAGAGGAUCAUGAAAGCUACCAAGCUGAACUUGCCCCUGAAGUCUGUGUUAGAUAUUAUCCAGAUUGUUCAACGGUAAAUCAUCAAAGGAAAUUAGUAUAAUGCUGGUUAGUAAAACUGUAGAAAGGAAAAGGAUAUGGGUGCAGAUACCUACAUGAAGGCUUUGAAAGCCCAGUCAGUAUGGUGGAGAGGGGUUCGAACCCGGGCCACACAGGUGGAGAGGGGUUUGAACCCGGGCCACACAGGUGGAAAGCAAGAAUAGUGUUUAAAUGGCAACUGCAAAUAAAGUCAACCCAAACUACAUUUUUGACAAGUUGUUUGGGUAAGAGCACCCGCUUGCUAUUUUGCAAUCUUAUAUUCUAUAUCUUAUAAUUUCAUACAUAUAUAUUCAAUGCCAAAUACAUGUACACUGUAUUUUGAUUUUGAAAUAACACUUGUGAAGAAUGUGCAUGC
Messenger RNA from Acanthaster planci (crown-of-thorns starfish), 3744 nucleotides. RefSeq names its product multiple inositol polyphosphate phosphatase 1-like. NCBI's taxonomy places the organism in Eukaryota, Metazoa, Echinodermata, Asteroidea, Valvatida, Acanthasteridae. The record is from RefSeq and is a predicted model, not a curated record. Gene Ontology annotation, molecular function: acid phosphatase activity; inositol phosphate phosphatase activity.